ACUCUGAAGCGCUGCGCCAAGUGCUCAGUCACUCCCUACUGCUCUCGCGACUGCCAGAAAGCGGACUGGAAGGCUCACAAGAAGGUAUGCGGCAAGGGCGGCGGCAACACCGCCUCCGGCUCCUCCAGUAAUGCUUCCAACAUCCCGAGGGCCGACACGCUGCUCUCGCCGCCCAAGAGCCUGGACCAGCACAUUGCCAAACCUUUCACCCGCCUCGACAACGGGACCUGGCUGCACGACCGCCCGGAGAAGGACGUGUACCGCCUUCUCAUCGACGCCUACCGCCUGCGCGUCGAGGACAACUACAAGCUGGAAGGCGAGAACGUUGAUCUCUAUGCAGGAGAGCCCAGCGGGCUGAACGGCCUCAAGCGCUUCAUUCGGCUCGCGGGCUCGCGGCCCGGCCUUCUCCCGCCGUGGUGGAAUGCAGAGAAGCAGCGCAAAUGCGAGGCUUUCGGCAUGGACUCGUCCAACUUCCAGGACCUGCGCUGUGCCGUGGAGAAGAGCGACAUCAUCGACCACUACGGCGAUCCACGCUUUCCGAUGCAGCUGCGCAUGUUUGCCGAGGCCGUCUAUGGCCGCGGCCCGGGCGGACAGAGCGGCGCCCCCAUGAGAAAGAUGAUGGCGGCUAUGGAAUAG
Thermothelomyces thermophilus ATCC 42464 is the source of this 636-nucleotide messenger RNA. RefSeq lists its product as uncharacterized. The transcript has a single exon. NCBI's taxonomy places the organism in Eukaryota, Fungi, Ascomycota, Sordariomycetes, Sordariales, Chaetomiaceae. The record is from RefSeq and is a predicted model, not a curated record. The annotation marks the transcript as partial.